Dentiscutata heterogama is the source of this 993-nucleotide messenger RNA. Lineage: Eukaryota; Fungi; Glomeromycota; Glomeromycetes; Diversisporales; Gigasporaceae. The record is from the annotation of a GenBank genome assembly.
AUGACAAGGGAAACACCUCUUACUUCUGAAGUUCAUUCGCCUUCCUCACCAAUUGUUAUUCCUGCACGAAGGACUUCGUCUAACAUUUCCACACCGUUGACUCCACCAAAAAUGUCUCCGAUAACUGAAAGUCCUGUGUUGGGGGGUAAACUAGUGACUCUAACUUCCCAACCUUCGUCCAAAAGUAGCGGUGUUGAUUUACAAUAUAUGUCUUCGUCACUAGUAAAUUCAACGACUAAAGAUUUAUUUGCUUCACCACGUUAUUCUUCUUAUUCUCCUUCUUAUACUUCACCUUCUCCAAAUCAUAUGUUGAGUAACGGUUUUCGGUCUACUUCAAUGCUUCCAAAUACUACUGGCCACAAAUCAGAGGUCUCAAAAACAGGAGAAUUUUUUAAAAAAAAUAGAUCAUAUUCACAUGCAAAGAGUACUUCUGACAUUUUAGGUGUUAACAACCAAAUUUCAAGUCUUGUUAGAAACCCUUUCAGUGAAUGUGAAAUUUUUACCACUGAAGUAUCAAAACCUUCACCCGAAUCUAAGGCAAAAAAAUUAAAUGGUGCAAAUACGCCCCUAUCUGAAGUACGUAAUAAACCUAAUGUGAUACAGGAUAACAAUAAUGAAAAUCAAAAUAAUAGGAGGGAUAAAAAACUUCGUCGACGCAGUAGCUGGGAUAUCGUUGAAUUGCUAGCUUUGGACAAUUUUAGAAAUUGGAUGGUGUGCUUUUGUGUAGUCAAUUUUGACCUAGAGUUAGGCCAGGCAAUGGAUUCUAUGUAUCCUCCUUCAGAAUUAGGUGAAGAAGAAAAGAAAAGUGUUUGCUUUUCUGCUUUUCCUGAUUCAAAUUCAUUUGAUGUUGGAGAAACUGUAUUCAAUUUUCGUAUAAGAUGUUCUAAAUCAGGGUUGGCUGCUUCAGGUCCAACAGCCGAUGCUGGGUUCUUGUAUGGUUAUGUGUUCUUCCGACAGAAAAAAGAUCCGCGAAUAAAACGUGGAUAUUUUCAG